This is a messenger RNA of Ceratitis capitata (Mediterranean fruit fly), 3041 nucleotides long. RefSeq lists its product as uncharacterized. Bases 414 to 2372 code for a protein of 652 amino acids. The record is from RefSeq and is a predicted model, not a curated record. Gene Ontology annotation, molecular function: serine-type endopeptidase inhibitor activity. Lineage: Eukaryota; Metazoa; Arthropoda; Insecta; Diptera; Tephritidae. The transcript is spliced from 5 exons.
UCGAAAAAACUUGAAAUCGUAAACAAAAUACAGUUGAACUAUGCAUAAAAAUGGAUUUAUAUACAUGAAGGUGUGUUAAUAAAAGUUAAAAUACGUAUAAAUGAAGAAAAAUUAACACGAAUUAAAAGAGCGGAAAAUUUGAUUAUUUAAUUUACAGUGUGCAGUGAUUCGAUUCUACUGAAAUAUUCUAGCCUUCAUGAAAACAAAAUAAUUGACAGAAAUUGGUUUACAAUUACUAGUGCAUGAGCGCGCAAGAUUUAUAGAAAUAUUUGACUGAAAUUUGUCAUCGCACAUCGGAACGAAUGACAUAAAUUCAUGCUUAACUGGGAUAAUUUUUAUCUCAUUAAAACUUUGUUUAAUUAAUUUAUUUUUUAUUGGCUUCAUUUCAUUUGCCAUUAAAAAACGGCUAAAUCAUGAUCGCCAUUGGCCAUCAAUUAUACAAUUAUUUCCAUUUGUUGAGAAAUAUGCUAUUGCUUUUGCUGCUUCUACAGCUACCGCUUUUGGCUAAUGCACAUUUUAUUCAGAUCGAUAACACUGCUUUUCGCACAAGCUAUUUUCCUCAGUGGCCAAUUGAAUCCCCAUCGCAUGGAGCAGAGAAAAUACCACGGAAUCUGGGAAUGAGAAAACUGUCACCAGCUGAACUUAUGACUGAUUUAACCAACGACCUUGCAUACCGCAUCCUUCACUAUCAUUCUAUACUCAAUAGAAACAACUUUGCCUUUUCUCCUACUGCAUUGAUGAGUGUACUGAUAGCAUUGUAUGAGGGUUCGGCAGGGCGUAGUGCUUUGGAGUUGCACAAGGUGUUGAUGCUACCGAGUAGUCGAGAUGUUAUUCGUAUAGGCUAUCGUGAUAUUCAUCGUAGAUUACGGACUUACUUUUUUGGAUCUGAAAACCCUCUCAAAGGACUGAGCCUCAAUAAGGAUAACGUCACCAUUGCGCACAAUUACGAAACUUUGCUCUUAUUUUAUGGAUAUGAUUUGGGAAUGGAUAUGAUUUCGUCUACAGUAUCUAAGCCAAUACCUUCAACUACCGUCCGUGAAAUAACGGAUGAAACUACAAUGACAGCAACAACAAGUGUUCCAAAAAUUGAAACGACUUUAAGCUCACCCACAGAGAGCAGUAUAGAAAAUGUGUCCCAAAUUAAUCAAAGCGCCGUAACCACAAUAAAACCAAACAUCACAACCACACCUGCAAUACGUACUGUACUUACAGAUAUCACAACUACAGCAACUACAGUUAAUACUACAUUUCAAAGUACAACUACUGAUCCAGAAACACCAGUACCAGAUAAUAUCACCGUAGAACCAGAGCCUUUAAAAAUAACCACAGACGAAAUUACUGCGGAAGUAAAUGAAGAUAUGACAACAUCAGCUUCCGCACCUGCUACAGAGAACAGCAUUGAUGCAGCCGAACUUGUAGCUGCAUCACCCAUUGAACUCAAUUCAACUCCAUUUCAGAGAUUACAGAAGUCGCGACCAAUACAGCAGCCAAGCGCCAAAUUGCAAGCCCCACUAUCAACUAUUUCUAAACCGAAACAUAUCUAUUUACCGCAGCACACACGAUCUCGCAGUGGUCGACACAAACGCAACUCCAUACCCUUUAAAGGGAGCGAGUCAAACCUUUUUGUUACACUUUUCAGCCCGCAUCACCAAUUUCAGCAUAAUUUAUAUAAAGCACCGAUCUCAUUUGAACAAUUAACAAAGGGACAUGAUGUCGAUACUUUGGACGAAGGACUUCUAAAUGUUGCAAAUACCAAAACGAGUUAUAGUUACAGUACAGAUGUCAUCAGUCAUCUGUUCUACUUGGGAAACCAGCAAGUGGUUCAUACAACAUUUAAAGUUUAUAAUGCAGUUCUUUAUUUCAAAUACUUUGAUGAUUUAAAGAUGAGUGCUCUUGAACUAGAAUUAGAUACACCUGACUACAAUUUGAUCAUUUUGCUACCAGAUUCUCCAACAGAAUUGGCAUCUACUACAGCUUCUCUUAGCCUGGCCCCUUCGUUACGUCUAAUGAGAAAACAAUUAAAACCAAGAUGGGUCCAAGCGGUUAUACCAGAUUUUAAAUUGCAUGGAAUCAUUUUUCUUACAAAUGAUCUUCAAAACAUGGGUGUAUGUGAUUUAUUUGAGCCUAAUCGUGCUGAUUUUCGUCCAAUGACUGAGGAGAAGGGUAUUUAUGCCAAACACAUUGAGCAAUCAAUCAAUGUAAAUAUACGCACGCACCCAAUAAAUCAAUUGAAGCGUAACUAUGGGUCACAAACACAACCCAUUCAGAUAUCCGUAAACCAUCCAUUCCUCUUUUUCGUAAUUGAUCGUGAUCUUGAUAUUGCGGUAAUGGCGGGCCGAAUAUUAAAUCCUUUGAAUGUUCGCAUUCAGUAGUUCUUGUAAAAAACAUGAAAAAAUUUAUACAUUUAAAUUAACGAUUGAAGAAAGAUGGUUUGCACCAUUUUCACCUCUGUUAUGGCUUAUCUGUUCUCAAGAUCCCUAAAUACAUACAUAUAUCAAAAGAAAAGUGAGCGGAAGGAGGAACACAUAUUAUAGAGAUUCCAGUUUAUUCAUUUAAACACAGGACGAGCGAAGGUAGCCGGUGGAUUAUACUGAUAUUAUGUCUGUGUGCUCCUUUGUUUAUAAAAAAAAUAUUUUCUGGAAAAGGAUUUCGGCAAAAUCAUAUUUACGGUUCGACAUACUUGACACUUGCUGCAAGGUAGCUUUUCGAUUAGAUUAGCAUGGGCAGUACUUUUUCUUCCCCUCAAAGAACACAAUUUUAUUUAUUAAUACGUUUAUUAAAAAAUUCCUCAUGAAAAUCAUGCCUAAAUCGGAAGCGGUUUAGAAGAAACGCGUGACACAAAUUGGAGGUAACAAAGCGCCAAUUAUUUAUAAUAUGCAAAUAUAAUACGUUUGUAAUGACCUUUAAUAAAUCACACGGUGAAACAUUUAAUAAAAUUGAUGAUAUGCUGAGGCGACCUAUUUUUUCACGUGGACAGUUGUAUUAGGUCAAGUAAGAGGUUCGUUCGGUUUUUUAUUGAUUUUCCAAAAUAUGAUAACUUU